UAGCUGUUGCAAUGCGCAUCAGUUCCUGGAAGGUAUUUUGACACAGCGGUGCGCGUGUUGCGGCUCUAUGGUUUCCAUGGUAACGGCAACACACCUGAGGACCGUCGGACGUUAGCGGUUAGCAGCUAGGUGUAGCUUUAAUCAAAUACCUAACACCAACUUCCUUUUACUAAUAUUGCUGGAAAAAUUAACGGUCCUUGUUAAACUUGGGUACAUUUGAAUGCAUUGAUAAUGGUUUUUUAUUAAAGCUAUAACGCUAAACGCAACAGCUACCGGUUAGCUAGCUACUGGUACUUGGCAGGUCACAUAAAGUAACUACUCAGUGUUAGCUAGCCGAGUCAUUUCUUUAUUAAACCCUUAGGAUUUCAAGUAGUAACUUGUCUGUCACUACCCUACUGUCUACGGUCACAACACAAGGCUAAUUGACCACAAUGUCUGACAUGGAGGAAGAUGCAGUGUUAACGGAUGGAGAGGGAGAGGAGGAAACCCGACCUAAAGAAGCUGACGAGGACGAGAAGCCACAGGUUUGCCAUUUGACCCAAGAAACCAUACGUCAGGGGCUAUCAUUACUGUGCCGAACAGGAUAUGGAUUAGGACAUGCAUUUGUCAGACUGGAUCUAAAAGACAAAGGACUGAAUGAUAUAGCUGCAAUCAGCAGUUAUAUUCACAUACGUUUUCUGGAUGUAUCCAACAACCACCUGACUGAUCUUUCUCCUCUGGCAUCUCUGACCCAGCUACUUUGGCUGAAGGUUGACAAUAAUGCUGUGGCAUGCUUCAAAGGGCAGCCAUUUGCACAGCUGCCCUUCCUGCAGUGGCUGAGUAUGGCAGGGAACCGGCUAACAGACAUAGAUGGCUUCGCCACACCGACCUUAGAGUACCUCAAUCUUACAGGAAACAGUAUUCAGAGAAUGAUUGGUUUUCAAAGCGACUGUUUUGCAAAUCUGGUAAUUCUGGAGCUGAGGGGAAAUCAGCUGGAUACCACUGAUGGCAUCAACCUUCCAAACCUGCAGCAAUUAUAUCUGGCCCAAAAUGUUAUCAAACGCCUUGAGGGUUUGGAGAAGUUGGAGCGCCUCACCAUCCUUCACCUUCGAGACAACCAGCUAGAUUCUCUGAAUGGCCUCAGCGCCGGCAUGAAGUGUCUCCAACUCCUGAAUGUCAGAGGCAAUGUAAUCGAAGAUAUAAACGCCCUACAGUCCCUAAACCUUGUAUCAACAUCCCUGCGCGCUUUGGUCCUUUCUGAGAACCCAGUAGUGGAAACGUCAGACUACCGGUUAAGCGUACUGAUGAUCUUGCCACAGCUGGAACAACUUGACAAAGACCCUGUCUCCUCAGAUGAGAGGGCCGAAGCCCGGCAGAGGAUCAAGGAACUUACAGAAGAGGAAAUACCUGAGCCAUAAGAUUGCAAUGAUGACCAAAAUGGGGAAGUAUCGGACUGACUUGACUUUCUUGUAAAGACAGGCUUGGUGUGUGUAGGGUGGGUGGCUGUGAUUGUGCUUCUGUAUGAAACGUACUGUCUGGUUAGACUACCUUGUAUGAUUAAUCCUCCAUAGCUUUUGUACAGUAAGUUUGCUUAUGUCAUGCUCUGACACUCAUGAAUACAGCCAAGCUGUUUUGGAACAAUAAAAAUGUGAAAAUGUGUCAUGCA
Molecule: messenger RNA, 1645 nt
Organism: Stegastes partitus (bicolor damselfish)
Lineage: Eukaryota; Metazoa; Chordata; Actinopteri; Pomacentridae
Gene: lrrc23
Product: leucine rich repeat containing 23
Exons: 8
Coding region: 432-1397 (321 amino acids)
Molecular function (GO): protein binding
Source: RefSeq, a predicted model, not a curated record